CAUUGUUUAUCCUCGCGCCCAUCUCCGAGUCCGUCAUGAUAACCCCAGCUCCACUCGACCAGCGGGACAAUGACGCUGCCUUUGUAUGUACUCCAUGUACUGCCACUGCACGGGAAACAUGGUGUGGGGUAGCCUUACUUGUAAAUGGGCGUCUUAGCUGGUAUUAAAACGAGUUGGAAAUCUCGGGACGACCCGUUCACUACCUCAUGCAGUUUCUUUUUCCUCUGAUAUCGUUGCUCUCUGUAGUCUCUUUCGUCUUCGCUGUCCCUAAUCCAAUACCCGGUACUAGCGGUGCGAUUUGUUUAGCUGUUCAUGUUAAUUCUGGUAAAGACUUCUGACACUUUAGAAGAUAUUGUGGUCCGGGAUCCUUCGAUAUGGUACAACCCUGCCUCUCACAAGUACUUCGUUUUCUCCACUGGUGAAGGCAUCAGGAUUUUUACUAGUCCGUCGUUGAGAGGACCCUGGGCCCGUGUCGGCACUGUAAUGCCCAACUGUUCCCAGAUCGAUCAUCCAGGUAGAUGCGAAUUGUGGGCACCGUCUGUCAGUUUUACAUUGGGAAAAUAUGUGUUAUAUUAUGCGGUCUCGACCGCCAACAGCCGCGAUUCUGUCAUCGGUGUUGCCACUAGUCCUACGAUGGAACCAGGUACCUGGACAGACCUCGGUGCAGUCCUCAUGUCCAAGCAGGGUGAUGUUUUCAAUGCUAUUGAUCCGGACCUGAUCGAUUACAACGGUCUCAAACUCUCGUUUGGCUCUUGGUCGAGCGGCAUUUAUCAGAUCAGUAUCUCGUCUGAUGUUAAUCAUGCAUCCUCUCGAACUCCUGGAACACAUCUUGCGGGCGGAAACGGUCGCCCAGUAGAAGGCGCUAUUACGUUCAAACCCGACAAUUCAUCUUAUUGGUUCCACUUUUUCUCUGAUGGAGUCACUCAUCUUACCAGUAAACCCCUUCCUCCGGGAAAAGAAUACAAAGUUCUCGUUGGCCGUGGAAGUGGCGGGACGGGACCGUUUUAUGGAAAAUUCGGGCGUGCGUUGACUGAGACGUCCGACCCACCUCCUGGAUCAUUGGUCUUGGGGUCCCAUGGUGAUGUCUAUGCUCCUGGUGGCCAAAGUGUCUUCAAGGACCCAGUGAGUGGUAGAUACGUGAUGGUCUACCAUUACGUUCGUAAGAACGAAACUUUCGAUGGACAAUCGUAUUUGGGCAUCAAUUUCUUGGAUUUCUCCUCUGGAUGGCCGGUUGUUGUUGACUGAAGUCUUCAAUGACAGGAUUGAGUUGGAGUAAAUCGUACCCGAGUCCUCUUUAUUUCGCUAGAUUUUUAUUUUCAAACUGUCUUAUUAUUCGAGUACUAAAUGGGUAAGAAAGGAGUCCUCGAAACAUAUGUAUGCAAUGGC
Molecule: messenger RNA, 1386 nt
Organism: Marasmius oreades (fairy-ring Marasmius)
Lineage: Eukaryota; Fungi; Basidiomycota; Agaricomycetes; Agaricales; Marasmiaceae
Exons: 7
Coding region: 313-1245 (310 amino acids)
Biological process (GO): carbohydrate metabolic process
Molecular function (GO): hydrolase activity, hydrolyzing O-glycosyl compounds
Source: RefSeq, a predicted model, not a curated record